This is a messenger RNA of Macrobrachium nipponense, 2197 nucleotides long. Its product is annotated as tRNA-specific adenosine deaminase 1-like. Gene Ontology annotation, molecular function: RNA binding; tRNA-specific adenosine deaminase activity. Lineage: Eukaryota; Metazoa; Arthropoda; Malacostraca; Decapoda; Palaemonidae. Gene Ontology annotation, biological process: tRNA processing. The record is from RefSeq and is a predicted model, not a curated record.
AUGAAUGGCUCUAUCAUUGGAGCUUCUCUUUUGCCUCAUCAUGGCAAUGUGCUUCAUGACAGUCAUGCAGAAGUCAUAGCAAGGAGAGCCUUCUUACUCUACCUUAUCGAUCAGAUUGGUCGGGCGGCUUCUGGAAGUGGGAGUGUACUUGAACGCAAGGAGAAUGGAAAGUUUGGGAUUAAACCGGCUUUUCUUUUCACUUUUCUAAGAGCCAUACCCCUUGUGGAGAUGCUCUUCAAUAUUUUCAAAGCAAGAAUUUUCUCAAGACUGGUUUUUGGGAAGAACUAUUGGAUGGUAAAGAAGGGUAAUAUUUUGGAGGAUAAGCCCAUCGAAGCCACAGAUAUUCACAGAACAGGUGCAAAGUGCGUGAGUGGGGAAUUAGAAGACCCGAAAGUACCAGGUGCAAACUACCAUGUCACAGGAGCUCUGCGUACGAAGCCAGGGCGUGGUGAUCCCACACUUUCCAUGUCUUGUAGUGAUAAAAUUUUCAAGUGGACUGUUUUGGGAGUGCAAGGAGCAUCACUCAUGCUAUUCCUAGAAAAACCAAUUUAUUUAGAAAGUAUCACAAUUGGUCACUGUCCCUAUAGUCAAGAAGCAAUGGAAAGAGCAGUAUUUGCCAGAUUCAGAGAUCAGUUGCAGAAAGUUAAUUUACCACCAGGUUUUCAACAAAUAAUUCCUUGCAUUUUCCAGUCCAGCACUGCCUUCCCCUAUUCACGAUCUGUCGUCACUAACAACUGCACGGAUCCAGACCGGGUGAAGCCGUCCCCUAGCACCUUGAUCUGGAGCCUGACUGACUUCCACAGCAGUAAGCACGAGGUUUCGGUCAAUGGCUGUAAGUUAGGGACUACCAAGAAAAACAUUGGAACUUCGAAGAGCUGGGUUAGCAUUUGUCGACAAGUGCUUCUACAGAAGGUUUGUUUUAUGUUGAAAAAGACUAGUAGUGUAUCAGAGCCAUGUGAUGGUAAAAACCUACACAAAAAUGUAAAGAGUUUAUCAGGAAAUUAUCAGGCAGCAUGGAGGACUUUGAAAAAUCAUGUGUUGCGUAAUUGGACGAAAAAGCCUGGAUAUACAAGAGAGUUCAAAUUAGACAGUUGUGGUAUAAAAUGAGUUGUCAAGGGAAUGUAUAGUUUAUCUUUAAAAAUGGCUGAGUUGAGUUAUGUUCAUGCCAAGUGUAUGCUACAUAUUUUCAGAUUAAUUGAUCUUCUUUGCUUGUCUUUUGUCUGAGAGUAAAGGAUUUUUGUUGAAUUCUUUUGUGACAUUUUAUCGAGAUAAGAGAAAUACUUCUUUAACUGUUUUGACCUUGUAAAUGAUACAGAAACGUUAUGAAGUUUGACAUGUAUUGUUUCCAGUUUUUAGAUAAUAAAAGAGUGUGCUUUAUUUUAUUUUUUUUCUUAUUGUUGUGGCCUUUUUAGAGCAAUGUAUUGACCAAAAAUAGCCAAUAAAUAUAUGUAUUGGCAUUCUUCAUAUGACCAAACAAAUCCACAAAAUUGUUAGCUUAUAGCACCAUAAGCCAUAUGUAGUGGUAUACCAGUGAAAAUUUUGUUAGUCUGGGUAUGUCAAAGCUAAAAUCCCUCUUUUGAGGUAAGUUCUAGUGAGAAACUUAUUUUAUUAGUACAUUUCAAUAUCAUUGUCUGAAAUGAAACUGAUCUUUUUUUAAUUGUAUCCCCAUUAUAUUAAUGGAACAUGGAGAACUUUAGGAUGAGUAGAUUGGACGUCAAUAUGGAUAAACCUUUACAUUAGUGAAGACAGGUCACCAGCUAAUCUGAAGGUGAGGCUCUGUUUUAUGAUUAAAAUUACUGUUGGAAAAAAUAUGCAUAUCGGUAACAUUAAUAUUACGAUUUUGGUAUGUGCAUUCUGUCAUUAUUAUUAUUCAGAUUAUUUCUGGUGGAAAACUUUGUCAUAUAGCCAGAAUAUAUUCCAGUUAUUUCAGUUAUCUGAUGGUACUAAUGUACUUACUAUAUCCAUACAUGGUUUGAAGCCUUUAUUUUAAAAACAUCACCGUACAGUGAAUGUCGUCUUGUGGGUUUUGGUUAUAAGUAGAGGCAGCUUCUAUAAGUCUUUGAUUUUUUCUAAUUAUUUGGCUGUUCCCUCUUCCAUUUGCUCUUCUGUCAUACAGUUUAUGUAAAGCCGAAUUAGUUAAACAUUAUGUUCUUUGUCAAUUUGUUGAAGAAAACAUUAAUAACCUUACUAGAUCUAA